This is a messenger RNA of Scylla paramamosain (green mud crab), 1036 nucleotides long. RefSeq lists its product as uncharacterized. The coding region runs from base 114 to 992 and encodes 292 amino acids. The record is from RefSeq and is a predicted model, not a curated record. NCBI's taxonomy places the organism in Eukaryota, Metazoa, Arthropoda, Malacostraca, Decapoda, Portunidae. The transcript is spliced from 6 exons.
GUUGGGAGAGCUCAGCCCCAGUGAACGCUCGUGUGUGUCAGCUGAAGGACACCAACACUGCCCGGUGAUCCAUCUGGGUGGUGCCAAGCGAGGAACAUGUACUGGUGUUUUGGAUGGCCAAGGAAAUCCAUCUCAAAUACCCAGAGAUCCUCCAUGCCGCUCACCCCUUCUUCCUCUCCCUCAAGUUUGUGGGUGCUGGUGGCUCUCUCCUGGAUGGAGCAGUUUUCGUGGUGAGACCCACAAGAAACCUCAACUCUCAUGCCUUGGGUCUUAUGGGAACUGUUUUCAAAGAGAAAGAGUCUGGUUUGUGGAUCUAUUUACCUGAGAACAACUUGUCAACAAUUCCUGUGGAUGUCGUCAUCAGCGAGGUCAGUGUUAGAUACCAACUUGCUGCUCAGGUGUCUGUUGUACCUGCUGGUUGGCAUCUCCACUUUGUCUCUCCUGGUAACCAAGUAUGUGCUGACAGAUUAGCAGCAGGAGUGGGAACUGCAGUGGCUGUAACUCAUAUGACUUCACUGGUACCAAUCCAGACCACCUGGCUUCCCCAGGGACAGGCUUGUGUCAUCCUGACCUUACCUCUACCUUUACAUCUACCACUGCACUACAUUUGGAAUCUGGUUGAGUACAUGUACUCAGACCCAAGCCUGAUGUGCUUGGUGGUGUAUCCUGAAAAUUUGGAGAUCCAGGAGAACUCUGUCACCAAGAACCUGCAAAUGAAUGUCAUUGGGUGGCUGAUGGCAGCUCCUCAAGUGAACCCAGAGAUCACUGGGCUAAAGUACAGCAAGAUGAGUGCCUUGGAGAAGCUGUGCCUUGAGUUGAAGGCUGCAGUCACCAUCAGAAAAGAGCAAAGCUGCAACAAGUCAUCCAAGUACUUUGUCAAGAAGGUUUAUGUUGAAGGCAACCUCCUGCACUGCUCUCAGGAGAACAGUGGGACUCAUGACCGCCUCCAAGACCCACAGAGGAUUGGAAGGCAUAAAUUCAAUCUUGGAUAACUAUUGACAUAUAAAACUGGUGACUCCACUUGUCAGAUUGUAGG